AUGAUGACAGACUGAAGCCGCAUUUUAAGGCUGUUUAUAGUCAUUCACGGGCCCUUUACGUUGUAUUUAUGUUACAAAGUUACAUACGCAGUGUAAUAAAAUAUAUCAAAACUGCUUAAACGUUCCUGUUAACCUCGCCCAUCCACGUACACGUGACGUCAGUAUCAGUUAAAUUCUGAUCCGACGAGCACGGGCCGGAAGAGGCGCGAGGAUGCGCAGAGGGAACAGCAGGGACCACUUGAAAGACGCCGGCGUUGGAUGCUGAGUCUGUGCUUUGAACCAUGACCGAGGCAGAGUUAUACACUUUGUACAAAGGCGUGUAUGUGCCGACACUGGUCCAUUCUCCAGACAGCCUCAAAUACUAUGAGGAAUUUACCUUUCGUCCAGAUGAUGUUCUCAUCGUGACUUAUCCCAAGUCUGGUACGACUUGGAUGCAGGAGAUCGUCCCUCUGAUCGUCAGUGGAGGAGAUCCAGCCUCUGUUGAGUCUCUGCCCAACUGGGACCGUGUUCCCUGGCUGGAGCAGAACCAGGCCUGCACGCUCCAUCUGGAGCAGAGGGCGUCUCCUCGCGUGUUUGUUACACACUUCCACUAUAACAUGAUGCCAGCAUCUUUCCUGGAAGCCAAGCCAAAGGUCAUCUAUGUCAUGAGGAACCCCAAGGACGUGUUCACGUCCUGCUUUCACUUUUUCGGCUCCACCUCCUUCCUGGUGAAACCAGGACCACAGAGCGAGUUCCUCCACAAGUUCCUUAACGGAGACGUCAUGUUUGGCUCAUGGUUCGACCAUGUGAAGGACUGGCUGAGUGCUGGCAGCAACGAGCGAAUCAUGUACAUCAGCUAUGAGGAGAUGAUCUUGGACCUGAAGGACUCUGUGAGCAGAAUGGCUUUGUUUUUGGAGAAGCCUCUUGAUGCUGAGGUGAUAGAGAAGAUAGCCGACCGAUGCUUGUUCAAGAACAUGAAGAAGAACAACAUGUCUAACUAUUCUAUGGUUCCUCGAGAAGUCAUAGACCAGACGAAGUCUGGAUUUCUCAGAAAAGGAAUAGCUGGAGACUGGAAAAACCAACUAACAAAGGCGGAGGCUGAGCACUUCGAUGCAGUUUACAAAGACAAAAUGAAGAAUGUCAACUAUAAAUUUGUGUGGGAAUAAAAUUCCAGCUUUUGCUGUAAAAAUGAAACAUUUUGAGUUGACAGUCACAGUUUCAAAAAUCACUAAUAUAUUGAAACCAAAAUGCAGGACAUCACUGCUAAACAUUGUCAUUAUUUUUAAUUGCAUAAGGUUUAAUUUGUGCUUUAGAAUGAUAAAACAAAUGAUGAAUGAUGAUAACAACUGUAUUAAUCUGGUUAGAGAACUAUGCAGCUAAAACGUCCUUUAGAUUAUGUUGCAACUAGUGUUUCAGCACGUACAUACGUAGACACGUAGCUUCCUGAAACCAUAAGGCUGAUGCUCACACCUACUUCUUAUCAUGAAAGUUCAGCUGUGCAGAAAAAAGAGCAAGUGUCACAGUCUAGAUCAUUUAGUCACUGUAAUCACUCAUUUCCGGUUAUUUAUUUUGUCACCACUUCCUGUCGCAGUCAUUGGUAGUUUCAGUCAGCCUUGCUCCCGGUUCUAAUCUACUCACCUGUCUGUCAUUUAGUCAUCACCAUUUAGUACUUAAGCACCACCUCUCACCCCAGCCCCUUGCCAGAUUGUCUUUUGUGUCCUUGCCAGCAAUCCAGCGUUUUGUAUCCGUGAUCUUGAAACCCGUGUAUGAUCCUGUUUUGUACCUGACCACGUCUCCAGCCCAGCCUGUGAUUAUCCUGCCCUGCCGUGAGUUGACCCUAGCCUGCCUUGUGACUACUGCUUGUCUAGCCCUGCCUGUACUGUACCUGCCUGCUCUGUGUAUCGACCUUUGCCUGCCUGACCACGAGAGCUAGUAAACUGCGUUACCACCCAGUCUUGUCUCCGCUGUGCAUGUGGGUCCGCUACCUCGAGCGCCGUGACAGCAAGUAUCAGAACAUCUGCCUCAAACGGUUCCUGUCGGUGACAUGUUGACGCUGUUCUAUUUCAAGAUGUUCCUGUCUGGUUCUGAAUGAGAAUUUAUAAGAAGUGCUUUAAUCCAUGGUUGUUUUAAAGGAAAAACUAUCAUGAUGAGUGGAAAGGACUAAUAAUCAGGAUUUUAAUCAUGCAGCAUUGCCCCAGGCAUCGUCGAUGGUCUCUAAUUAGAUUUGGUGGCACUAAAGUUGUUAUGAAGAAGCACCUCAGAGUCACAUUGCUCUGUUUGUAACAGCAUCUUUACUUCUGAUCUAUUGUAAUAAACUAUAAAUAGACGUCA
This is a messenger RNA of Betta splendens (Siamese fighting fish), 2310 nucleotides long. RefSeq names its product sulfotransferase 2B1-like. Gene Ontology annotation, molecular function: sulfotransferase activity. The record is from RefSeq and is a predicted model, not a curated record. NCBI's taxonomy places the organism in Eukaryota, Metazoa, Chordata, Actinopteri, Anabantiformes, Osphronemidae. Bases 282 to 1145 code for a protein of 287 amino acids. The transcript is spliced from 6 exons. Gene Ontology annotation, cellular component: cytoplasm. Gene Ontology annotation, biological process: sulfation.